UUCGGUUGCGCGCUCGGCCGGUCGAAUUCUUUUCAAAAAUAAUACAGAAAAAAGCAUUUUGGACAUUUAUUGGGCAAAGAGCAGAUUCUCGAUUAAAUUUGAAUUAAAGUAACCCGGUAAAAUAAUAAUGGAAGUUGAAGCGAUUGUUAACAAUAGCGGUAAUUUUAGUGAUAAUUAUGUGCAAAACAUUUUAGAUGAAAGCCACAAUGUCACCAUUAGGAGUUCAGAACUACUUUCCAGGCUGUUUCCACGCCUUUCCACAAACCUCUCCGGAAUCACGGACAAUCUGAUUUUGACAUCGGCGAGCAAUGUGAAUCCUGAAAUUCUCGAAACUUGCCGCAUUUCCUGCGUAAUUUCCUGCGCUCCGGAACUGCCGGAUCCGCCUCUUCGAAACGAUCUCGUUUACUACAAAGUAGACGUCGCGGACUCCGGGUGUUCCGGCAUAUUUUCCUAUUUCGAUAAAGCUGCAAAUCUAAUACAACAAGUGUCUAACUUAGGCGGGAAAAUUUUAAUCUACUGCGUUGCAGGAGUGAGUCGAUCGGCCUGCAUAUGCCUAGCCUAUUUAAUGAAGCACCACAGGUUGAGCCUUCUGGACGCCUAUAAUUUCGUCAAGUUACGCCGGUCAAGGAUCAAGCCGAAUUGCGGAUUCUUCAGGCAGCUAAUCGAGUACGAAAAGCAGCUAUUCGGCUGUAAUACUGUUCAAAUGGUUUAUAACGAGGUGGUUAGAAUGGAAAUACCAGACGUGUACGAUAAAGAUUACAGGCAUAUUACGAAUUAUGUUAAAAAAAUCAAUAAUCGAAGGUGUUAGUGUGCUGUGGUUCCGAAGUCAAUUCGGUACUGUUUUAAAGUACUGUAAAAUAAAUGCAAAUUAGCUUUAAUUUUUUUUAAUAAGGUAAUAUAAAUUGUAUAUUUUUAUUAAUUUUGAUAAUAUUUAUUAUUACUAUAAAAUAUUAUGUAAACUGUAUUAAAAGACA
Molecule: messenger RNA, 974 nt
Organism: Phyllotreta striolata
Lineage: Eukaryota; Metazoa; Arthropoda; Insecta; Coleoptera; Chrysomelidae
Source: the annotation of a GenBank genome assembly